GAAUGUUGAAUCAAUUGCGUCCCUUCAAAAUGUAUUUAUUCGUGCAGGAAAAAUGUUUAUGGUGUGUGCAAGAAGACCAAAUUGAUAUAAUAUAUCAAAAUUAAAUUUGAUCAUCUUCUUUACUUUUCUCUCAUACUUUUUAUCAUUCUCUUAAUUAUAUUUUCCCAGAGAAUAAAAUUAAUCAAGAGAUAGAAAAUUACGAGAGGGAAUGAAAGUAAAGUGAAUUAGAUUAUAAUUUUUUUUUUUUUACUAAUAUUGUUGUUGGAAAAAAUAGUUUGGGCAAAGCAGCCCAAAACCCAAACCAAGUAGGACUUCAAUUCCCGCUUCUCCCUCCCAUUGUCUGAAUAUUGACAAUUCCGUUUCAUUUUUCAACUUUGGACUCUUCAAAGUCAAAUAACGCAUAAACCACUUCUUCUUCUUCUUCUUCUUCUUCCGAUCUCUCUCUCGGUCUUUUAAUUAGAGUGUAGCGUAGCAUAUAAACCAUUGCUUCCGUUCACUAUGGAAAAUCAGCAUUUGUCCGAGACAAAGGCAGCAAGUUCCCAAGAGGUUGAGAAGCUGCAAGAAGAUGCUUCUGCCAUUCAGAUUGAAGAUCAGGAGAAAGAGGCAAAAGCUCAGAAUAUUGGUCAUGGCGACACCGAGUUUGACAACAAACUGGAUGAUAUAUCGGACGUGAUAAAGGACGUCAAAGAUGGAAGGACUAAGUCUGAUACUGAUGCAGAAAUAAAUGACAAUGUCAUUGGAGAUUCUGGUUUGGCCCAGGCCAAAACUGAAACUGAAGUCGAACAUGUUGGGCAAGAGUAUUCUGGUGAUAAGGUUGAGGCCGGCAGAGAUUUUGAACAUAAAAGUGAAGAAAAAAAUCUAGAUGAUAAUUCAGGACAGGAUGAUUUGGCAAAAGAGGAGAAUGUCGGGAGAGGCACGGAAUCCACAGAUAUGGAUCAGAAGGCGGAUGAAAUUCCAAAUGAGGACAGCAAUUUGGACCCUGUAUUCGAUGGAACAGAGAUUCCAGGGAUGGAAGCUAACCGGAGCACAUCUAUCCGUAAGUUGGAUGGUGAUCAGGGCAGUCCAGGUGUGGUUGAGAAGGCAGUAGCUCUUAAAAAUCUUGUCAAGGAGAAAAGUGCAGUGGCGGUCUCCACUAUGCUGCGCCGCCUUUCUGGAAAAAGUGAUGAAGCUGCUGUGGAUAGUUUUGAUGAUGAAGGCAAGGAUAUUUCAGAUAUCUCGGAAGUUAAUGAAGCCAAAUUGGUUUCUGAGAAGCCAGCAGAGAAAUCUGCCUGGAAUCCUUUAAAUUAUAUUAAGAAGUCAUCUGAUGCUGAUGCGGUAAACAAAACUGGUCAGAAGGAUUCAAUAACAGAUGGUCCACCACCACCAAUAGCCUUGAAAGGAAGGAUUAUAUUGUACACAAAACUAGGGUGCCAAGAAUCUAAAAUAUUUAGGCUAUUUUUACGCACAAAAAGGCUUAGGUAUGUGGAAAUCAAUAUAGAUGUAUAUCCCGGUAGAAAGAUGGAGCUGGAGAAGAUUUCUGGAUCUACUUCUGUUCCCAAGUUGUUUUUCAAUGAAAUCUGUAUUGGAGGCUUGAGUGAGCUAAAAAACUUGGAUGAGUCUGGAAAGCUUGAUGAGAAGAUUGACUUUCUUAUUACUGAAGCACCAUUAUUUGAAACUCCAUCACCACCUUUUUCAGGAGAGGAUGAUAUUUCCAGCACUGGAGCAGUUGAUGAAUUGGCUCUUAUUGCUCGCAAAAUGAAAGAAUCUAUUACUGUGAAGGACAGAUUGUACAAAAUGCGCAGGUUCACCAACUGUUUUCUGGGCUCAGAUGCUUUAGACUUCUUAUCAGAAGAUCAAUAUUUGGAAAGGCCAGAGGCUGUUGAAUUUGCUCGAAAGCUUGCCAGCAAACUCUUCUUUCGACAUGUUCUUGAUGAGAAUCUAUUUGAGGAUGGUAAUCACGUGUAUCGGUUUUUGGAUGAUGAUCCAAUUGUGGUGUCACAAUGUCACAACAUUCCUAGGGGGAUUGCUACUGUCAAUCCAAAGCCUAUAGCAGAAAUUGCAUCAAGGCUGAGGUUUCUGGCCUCUGCAAUGUUUGAAGCCUAUGCUUUUGAAGAUGGACGCCGUGUUGAUUAUACGAGUUUACAUGGAAGUGAGGAGUUUGCAAGGUAUCUGAGAAUAGUAGAAGAGCUCCAAAGAGUGGAAAUAUGGGACAUGUCUAGAGAAGAGAAGCUCGCUUUCUUUAUUAAUCUUUAUAAUAUGAUGGCCAUCCAUGCAAUCUCAAUAUUGGGUCAUCCAGAGGGAACAUUAGAAAGAAGGAAAUUAUUUGGAGAGUUCAAAUAUGUUAUCGGUGGCUCCACCUACUCACUUUCAGCUAUUCAAAAUGGCAUAUUGAGGGGAAACCAGCGACCUCCAUAUAACCUUAAGAAGCCAUUCGGUGCAAAAGAUAAACGCUCAAAGAUGGCACUCCCUUACCCUGAGCCUCUGAUUCAUUUUGCUUUGGUAUGUGGUACCCGAUCUGGGCCUGCACUUCGGUGCUACUCUCCUGGAAAAAUUGAUGAAGAAUUAUUGGAUGCAGCUCGUAACUUCCUGAGAAGUGGAGGCCUUGAAAUUGAUUUGACUGCAAAGGUUGCACAUGCUAGUAAGAUUCUUAAAUGGUAUAGCAUAGAUUUUGGCAAGAGUGAGGUUGAGGUGAUCAGGCAUGUGUCAAACUACUUAGAUCCAGCUGACUCCGAAAUAUUGUUGGACCUGCUUGCCUCUUCUGAGUUGAAGGUGGUAUAUCAGCCUUAUGACUGGGGUUUGAACUGCUAGAUCGUGCUAUCAAAGUUCUGUAAAUAUGUCACAGAUUGAUUUUGAUCUUCUAUACAAAUGACCUCAAAUACAUGUCCUAUAUUGGCUUUUCUGACCAUUCUAUAUGACCUAUCGUUCUAUUUACUGUCUUCCUACUACAUUUUGAUACUUAUUAUGCGGUGCUACUUAUGAUGGUUCAUUAACUCAUUGUACUCUGCAACCUUGAAUUUGUGAUGCAGCUGAAUUACUUUGUUUUGGGCUAGUGAGUCAUGCCGCAACUAUUUCUUUCUAAAUUGUUGAAGACAUUUAUUUACAACUAUUACUCCCCAUUUCUUCUCA
This is a messenger RNA of Trifolium pratense (red clover), 3105 nucleotides long. RefSeq lists its product as uncharacterized. Gene Ontology annotation, biological process: intracellular signal transduction. Lineage: Eukaryota; Viridiplantae; Streptophyta; Magnoliopsida; Fabales; Fabaceae. Bases 499 to 2787 code for a protein of 762 amino acids. The transcript is spliced from 7 exons. The record is from RefSeq and is a predicted model, not a curated record.